Molecule: messenger RNA, 2487 nt
Organism: Entamoeba nuttalli P19
Lineage: Eukaryota; Evosea; Mastigamoebida; Endamoebidae
Exons: 1
Coding region: 1-2487 (828 amino acids)
Source: RefSeq, a predicted model, not a curated record
AUGGUUGAUCCAGAAAUUCUUUCUAUUACAACAUCUCCUCAUCCACAAGAAAUUAAAAUUUCAAUAUUUAAUUAUUCAGAUAAUGACUUUAAAGUGUCAUUCUCAAAUAAAGACAUUGGACUUGAAUGUAACAAUGAAAUUGUACAAAAUGAUAAAGCCACUAUAAUACAAAAACAAGUUAGUUGUCCAUCUAUUCCAAAUGAACAUAUUAUUUUACCAAUUAUAGUGACAUUUGUUUCAGUUACUAAUAAACAAUUAGAGUUUCAUAAAACAUUUAAAAUAGAAAUAAAAGAAGGAGAAGAAAUAAAAGAAAUAACAAACAGUACUAUAAACAAAGAAAAUAAACAAAAUGAAAAGAAUGUUAAUAUUUGUAUUAAAAAUGAAGAAGUUAUUGUCAUUGGAAAAGAAACUCCAACAAAAAUAGAAGUUGAUAAUCAAGAAGAUAUUCCAAUUAGAAUUGAAAUAGAAGAAGACAAAAAUCAAAUAUUUACAUUUAAAACAAGAAAAGAAGUCAUUAAAGAAAAAACAAAAAGAAUAAUGAAGGAAAGUUUUAUUUUAUUCAAGAAAUAUAGUGAAGGACCAUUUGAUAUAACAUUUAAAAUUAUUAAAGAAAGUACAGGAGAAUGUAUUGGAAGUAAGAAAGUUUGUUUUGAAAGUAUAGUAAUUUAUCCAGAAGAAGAAAUAAAAAAAGAAAGUGGAGAAAAUAAGAAAGAAAAAGGAAAGAUUGAAGACUUCCAAAUAACUGUUAUGAAUUGUUCUAAGAAUAAAAGAGAAUAUGAAGUAAUGAUUUUUAUUGGGAAUUAUAGUGGAGAAAAAGUUUUAGUUAAAUAUAAAGAGAAAGAACAUAUUAAAGGAAUAAAUAUUAAAGGAAGUUUUAAACAAGAAAUGGGAAAUGGAGAAGAAAGUUAUAUGAUAUUUGGAGUAAUAACAAAUAAAAAAGAGAUAAGUACUGAAAUAGGAUUUUUAUUUGAACUUGAAACAAAGAAAAUAAUAGAAGAAAGAGAAGUUAAAUGUCAAAUUCAUAAAGAAGAAGAUAAAAAAGAAGAAAUAGAAUUUCCUAAACUAAGUAAUACAGAAAGAAAAGAAACACAGAAAGAAGAAAUCAAAGAAAAUAAGAAAACAGACCCAACUCUUUUGUUGAAAAAACAAAAGAAAAAACUUGAAAAAGAAAGUUAUUUAAAAGAAUGCAAUUGGUAUAAUCUUAGAAAAGAUUUAAAUAAAGAAGAAGAAAUAAUAUGGAUAAUUACAAUGAUAGAACAUAUUAAAGAAUAUGAAGGAAUUGAUAUUAAUAUAUUUAAUAUGAUAAUCAAUGAAAAUAUGGAAUUUAGAAUGAAAGAAAUAAAAAGAAAUGAAAGAAAACUAGAAGAACAAAUUGACCAAAUGACAUCAUUCUUUCUGAAACAAGAAACAGAAGCAACAAUAAAAGAAGAAGAAGAGGUAUUUGCAAUAGGAACAACAUUGUUAUGUGGAUUAAUUGGACAAAUACCAAAUAUUCCAUAUUGGAUAUGGGAUGAACAUUUAGAAAAAAAUGAAGAACCAAUUAAAUUAGAUGAAUUACCUAUUGACCAAAAGUACCAAAAACUUGGAGAGUUAUGUGUUCAAUGUUGGAGAGGGUCAAUAGGAUAUAAUGAAAUUAAAUUAAAACUAAAGGAAUAUACAGAUUCAAUAGAAGUUAAUGAAAUUAUUGAAGGAAUUAAAAAGAAAGCAAAAGAAUAUCAAGAAAAAGAAAUAAAACGAAGAGAAGAAGCACAAAUUAUACUUGAAGAAUUUAACAGAAAAAACCCAAUGAUUACCAUAAACACAGAUAAUAAACCAAUCACAAUAAUAAAAAAAUUUGAACAACCAAUUCAAACAAUUCAAAAACAAACUAUUCCUUCUGUUUUACAAAAAUAUGAAAAGCAAGAAUUCCCACCAUUUAAAGAGGGAGAUAGAAUACCAUCUGGAAGUCAUGACUUAAAGAAAAUAGUUGAAGAAACAAAAGACUUUAUAUUAAAAGAAUGUCAUGCAAAGGAUAUUAAACAAGUUAGAUUUUAUAACAGAAAAUUAAAUAAGCCAAGUCAACCACCAUUUUACCAAAAUCGAUCUAAUAUAUUAAUUGUAUUUAAAAUAGAUACUAGUGUAUUUGGAUUAUAUAUUAAUGAUAAAACACAAAUAAACAAAUCAACAUUUAUAUUAACAAAAGACAAUUAUAAAAUAUUGUCAAUUCAAAACCAAUAUAAUACACAACCAUUUGUAUUUACAAUGAUUAAAGCUGAAAAUAAACUACAAUUUUUUGGAAAAUCACAUGAAAAUGUAAUGGAAUUAAAUAACAUUUUCUUAAUUACAAAAAAAGACUAUAAAAUGAUAAUUUAUGAAAAAACACUUAAUCAAAGAAUGACAUGCGGUCUUCAUAACCCAUCAGAAUAUCUUAGUCUAAACAAAAAUCCUAUUUCAUCAACAAAAAAAUUAGUUGAUGAAAUAAUUUAUUAUGAUUUAAUAAUUGAAUAA